GAUAAGGUGUUUGCAUCUGAAAGUGUGUAGACUUUGGCCUUUUGUUUUGGCCUUUGCUCCUUUGGUUCUUUCUUUGUUUCAUUGAUCUUUUAUGCUUUGUGAUUUUAAAGUGAAUUUCAAAAAGGUGAAAGCAAAAAGAUUGCUUUAAGAGAAUGGUUUUUUUAUUUAGGAAUCAAUAAUUGAAGGAGCAAAGGGAAAGGUAGAAACCAAAGAGUAAAUGAUCGCUUCGGAUUUGUGGGGAUUAAUCAAAAAACAUAUAGAAAAUCAAAUUCCAGCAUUCUCAGAUCUCUAGGAUCUCAGAAUUUCAGGAAAAAAGGCAACUUGUUGCUUGUUUCUCGAGAAAAUUCUCUCUCUCUUUUUCUUCUUCUAGCUCUUUAUCUUUAGCUCAAUCUCUCCCUCUGGGGUUUACUCAUUCGUAUGGAACAAGUCAUUUUAGGAUCUGGGUGUUGAUCAAAAACAAGUUUUGAUUUUGUAUUUUGAGGUGAAAAGGUUAAAAAACAAAAGGGAUUUUCCUUUGAAAGUAAUGGUGGUUUCAGUUUUGUGGUUCUGACAGAGACACCAUUUGCUUGAACAAGGGUAGAACAAAGACUUUAGCUUCAUGUGAAGAAUGGCAGGUCAUUGUUGUGCUGAUCGGUGGGCAUUGGUUUUUUCAGAGAAAGCAUAGUUUGAAUAAACUGAGAGACUGCAAGAGUUUUAACAGUAUGGAAAUAAAGAGUUUGGUGGUAUUUACAUUUGGGUUACUGAUUUUGGCAUUCAUUGGGGUUUCCUCUGCAACUCUUUCUCCUACUGGUAUAAACUAUGAAGUGGUUGCUUUGAUGGCCAUUAAAUUGAAUCUACACGAUCCCUAUAAUGUUCUCGAAAAUUGGGAUUCGAAUUCGGUUGAUCCGUGUAGUUGGAGGAUGGUUACCUGCACUUCAGAUGGAUAUGUUUCUGCCUUGGGACUUCCUAGUCAGAGCUUAUCCGGGACCUUAUCGACAUCCAUCGGGAACCUUAGCAACUUGCAAUCAGUGUUGCUUCAGAAUAAUGCUAUUUCAGGUCCCAUUCCGGCUACCAUUGGAAAGUUAGAGAAGCUCGUAACUCUUGAUCUCUCGAACAAUACUUUCAGUGGUGAAAUACCUGCUUCCUUGGGAGACUUGAAAAACUUGAACUAUUUGCGGUUAAACAACAAUAGCCUUACUGGAACCUGCCCGGAUUCUUUGUCUAAAAUCGGAGGUCUCACUCUUGUGGACCUAUCUUACAAUAAUCUGAGCGGUUCUCUGCCAAAAAUAUCAGCAAGGACUUUUAAAGUUGUUGGCAACCCUUUAAUUUGUGGACCUAAAGCAAGCAAAAAUUGUUCCGCUUUCUUUCCGGAGCCUCUUUCUCUCCCACCAGAUGGUCUAAAAGCUCAAUCAGACUCCGGAUUGAAGGGCCAUCAUGUAGCUGUUGCUUUUGGCGCUAGCUUCGGUUCGGCUUUUUUCAUCAUAUUGUUUAUGGUGUUAUUUGUUUGGUGGCGAUAUAGACAAAACCAGCAGAUUUUCUUUGAUGUUAAUGAACAAUAUGUCCUGGAAGUAUGCUUGGGCCAUUUGAAAAGGUAUACAUUUAAGGAGCUUAGGGCUGCUACUGACCAUUUCAACUCGAAAAAUAUUCUCGGGAGAGGUGGAUUUGGUAUAGUGUACAAGGGAUUGUUGAAUGAUGGGACUUUGGUGGCUGUUAAAAGGCUGAAGGACUACAACAUAGCUGGUGGCGAAAUCCAAUUUCAGACAGAAGUAGAGACGAUAAGUUUAGCUGUCCAUCGCAAUCUUCUCAGGCUUUCUGGAUUCUGUACAACUGAGAAUGAAAGGCUCCUGGUUUACCCCUAUAUGCCAAAUGGAAGUGUAGCAUGUAGACUAAGAGAGAACAUUCAUGGUCGACCGGCUUUAGACUGGGCAAGGCGAAAGAGGAUAGCCUUAGGUACAGCUCGUGGGCUUGUAUAUUUGCAUGAACAGUGUGACCCGAAAAUCAUUCAUCGUGAUGUCAAAGCUGCCAAUAUUUUGUUGGACGAAGAUUUUGAGGCCGUUGUUGGAGAUUUUGGGUUGGCAAAGCUUUUAGACCACCGGGAUUCUCAUGUAACCACUGCAGUUCGUGGUACCGUUGGUCACAUUGCUCCGGAGUAUUUAUCAACAGGUCAGUCAUCAGAGAAGACGGAUGUAUUUGGGUUUGGAAUCCUGCUCCUUGAGCUAAUCACGGGUCAGAAGGCCUUGGAUCUCGGACGAGCUGCAAAUCAGAAGGGUGUAAUGCUCGAUUGGGUAAAGAAGCUACAUCAGGAAGGCAAACUUAGCCUGCUGGUGGAUAAAGAUCUAAAGGGGAGUUUUGACAGGAUUGAGUUGGAAGAAAUGGUUCAAGUUGCUCUAUUAUGCACUCAGUUCAAUCCGUUACACCGACCGAAGAUGUCCGAAGUAUUAAGGAUGCUAGAGGGUGAUGGUUUAGCCGAGAAAUGGGAAGCCUCGCAAAUGAUAAAGACGCCAAGGUUCCAAUCAUGCGAUAACCCUCCGCAACGGUACUCGGAUUUCGUAGAAGAAUCAUCGCUGGUGCUCGAGGCCAUGGAGCUUUCUGGUCCUAGGUGACACAAUGUUUGCCUUGAAAUCUUCGAUCGCUACUCGAUAUAUCGGAGCUCUGAAAACCAAAAAAUAUGCCGAGUGCUGUUGAUAGUUGUGGAAUGCCUGUAUUCAUCUGUAAAAACACGAAAAUCAUGUACAAGUUUCUU
This is a messenger RNA of Hibiscus syriacus, 2722 nucleotides long. Its product is annotated as protein NSP-INTERACTING KINASE 3-like. Gene Ontology annotation, biological process: protein phosphorylation. Gene Ontology annotation, molecular function: ATP binding; protein binding; protein kinase activity. The record is from RefSeq and is a predicted model, not a curated record. The transcript has 11 exons. Bases 702 to 2582 code for a protein of 626 amino acids. Lineage: Eukaryota; Viridiplantae; Streptophyta; Magnoliopsida; Malvales; Malvaceae.